Molecule: messenger RNA, 2040 nt
Organism: Adineta ricciae
Lineage: Eukaryota; Metazoa; Rotifera; Eurotatoria; Adinetida; Adinetidae
Source: the annotation of a GenBank genome assembly
AUGAGAGAUUAUCGUAUUAUUGCAUCAUCACAAUUUCAGAUUCUCGGAUCACUCUGUCGUACGAGUCAACAAAUGAUAUCUGAUUCAUUAAAUGAACUCUUCUCUCAAUAUCUGACUACAAGUGAAGUUAUAUCCAAUGAAAUAUUCAAUGCUCAGCUGGAUUAUCUUGUCGAGCAGUUGGAAUCUCAAAGUAUUAAUAAUCAAAAACAUACGAGUGAUUUUCUCCAGUUAAGCAUUUCUCACAAUACGAUUUUCUCGGCACUUCAAACAAAUUACGCAACAGUAUUUCAAGUUGAAAAAUUCAGCGCUUACCUCGUUGCAAGCGCGUAUUACUUCAAUAAUAAGACUUGCAUUUGUAAUAUGAAUCCCAAUUGCAACGAGCAAGCGAUUAUUUACAGGCUGAAAAGUGUCGAAGCAGUCUACGAUACUGCUGAUGUUCAAUAUUUUGUUUCGUAUUCUUUGAGUAAACUUCUAACUAUUCCUGGUAUACGAGUGGGAUGUUUACCAUAUGACACAUUACUUCAGUCAACUCUUGAAUGUUUCUACAAUGAAUCAUUUAUAGAGCAAAUUCAAAAAUACAUUCCUGCUUUUUCGUUGGUUUCACCACUUUCGCCAUCCCACUUUUCACAAAAUAUAACAGUUAACGAUCUUCUUAGCGAAUUAUUCAUUGAAUCGUGGAACGAAAUGAGAAAUUUCACAGCUUAUUUUCAUGUUUGUGUUCCGCAAUCGUGUACCUAUUCGUAUGAUCGAAGAUUUAACUUUCUACAUGUCAUGGUCACAUUGAUUGGUAUUUUUGGUGGUUUAAAAAUGAUUUUAUAUUUUUCUGCACCAUUUAUCGUCAAAGCCAUUCGACAAAUCGAAAAGAAGAAAUGUUUCUCGAAGAAGUCAGAUUCAAUCGAAACUGAACCACAUUCACAGCAAAAUCUACGAGAUCGUUUGGUGCAUUUUAUAUCUCAAAUCAAGAUCAAACUCAUGACGUUGGACCUUUUCCCGACGCUCGCCAAUAUUAAAGACGGAAUUUAUUCGACACGUGUUUGUCUUUUCUGUCUUAUCAUUGCAAUGAUUAUUUUAAUAUUUUACACAUCAAUAUCAAUUCAAACUCGGAGUAUCACUGUUUACCAACCAUCAUUAGAUGAAUAUGACUAUUUGUAUGCUCAAUAUUCGUCAACAUUAAAGUGUCCAUGUUCUCGUCUCUCGGCGCCAUAUUCAUUAAUUAUUCACCUAGAGCCCGAAUAUCAUCAAGUAUGUUCAAGUGAUUUUAUCAAAGAUGAUGUUUGGCUAUUGUAUUUCACUCAAAUCAACGCUGUACUUCCAGCUUAUGAUUUUCGCGGCACAGGUUUAAGAUUCUUUACUAUCCUUCAAACACUUUGUCAAAUGGCAAAUGAAACAGUGAGAAAUGAAUUAAGUGCAUUCAAUGCCAUAGAAUUUGUUACUGCAUAUGUUCUAUCAAGAAGUACAUUUAACACUCAAAUCUCAACUUUGAUACGACAAUUUCAACAGCAGACUGUGAAUUCUUUUCUUGUCAUGUUCCAAUUACUCCGUACUGCAAUUCAGAUGAAUCAAUUUAUGGUUGGCGGCAACACAAACGCUUACCUGCAGGUAUUUAGCAAAAUUAAUGGGUCGAUGUUUCGUUUUAUACCAAAUAGUGCACUUAGCCAGCAAUGUUCAUGUGGUGAAAAUAGUUCCUGUUCGCGCUCUCAAGGUUUUUAUUGCAUUUCAAGUCAAUGUAGAUAUAAUUCAUCAGCACCACCACGCCAAGUCAUUCCUGGCCUUGUGCUGAGCUGUUUACCGGUUGAUUCGCUUCUUUUGUCCACACUUCAAUGGUUCAGAGCCGCUUUUCGCCUGAGACAAAAUUGGAAAAUGUUGUUUCCCAAUUGUUUAUUGAAGAUUGGACGAACACAAGUAAUUUCAGUUCGCAUUAUUCCCUUUUCUGAAAGAAAAGGUUAUAGCCUUCUAAAAUCGGUGGCUCAAAAGCUAAAAGUUUGUGAGUUUGUCCAAUCCAAUCAGGUUGCAGCUUUUUAUAAACCAAUAAAACCUUAG